AUGGCUAAAUCCAUGCAAGCAGUGGAAGAGGAGCUGAUUUGCUCCAUCUGUGUGGAUAUUUUUCGGGAGCCGGUUUCUCUACCGUGCCACCAUAGUUUCUGUCGAGAAUGCCUGAGACUGUUUGCAGAUAAGAACAACCCCUCUGUUAUUGAAUCCAGUGGCCGACAGAUCAACUGCCCUGUGUGUCGCUCACCCACUGUUUUGACGGACGAGGAUGUAAAUGCUCUCCCAGUCAACACCGAAUUGUGUGGAAAGGUGGAGGACUUCGGACAACAAGACAAACUAACAGAAGACACCCCAAUGUGCUCAAUGUGUGAGGAGACCAGCAUGUCACCGGCCGCCAUGUUCUGUUCUAAUUGCGACGGGUUUUUCUGUCAGCAAUGUCUUACAACAAUGCAUCCUAUGAAGGGACCGUUCAAGCGGCACACGGUCAAACCUGUAAACGAGAUCUUAGCCCAGAGCUCUGUAGAGGAAUCGGAAAUUUUGGACACAAAAUCUGAGUCAGAUUACAAGUCAGAGUGUGACAAGCACAGUCAGUUUCUGUCCAUUUACUGUGUACCUUGCAAGGACGUGAUCUGUCCUGGUUGCCUUGGAGAUCAUCUUGAACACAGCUGUCUGGACUUGGAGACAGCGGUAGAAGAAAAUAAGGCGACAUUUGAGGACAAAGCUGGCCAACUGAAAAUAGUCAUGGAGUCAGUAGAAAAGGGUUUGGCGAGAUGUGGAGAACUGUGUCAAAUUAUCAAGGAAAAUCAAGAUGUUCAUUUAAAGUCAAUAGAGACCUCAUACACAACAGCUCUGACGACUUUGAACAACUGGAAGGCAAACUCUGAGGCGGCUGUAAGAAUGAGGCAUUCCAGCUGGAGUGUUGAAUGUGGUGCAUGGACCAAAGCCCUAGACAUGCAAAUCGAUGGCAUAAAAAUGUCACAGGGGUCGUGUAAGAACUUAAUAUCUUCCCAGGACGUAAAGUUUUUACAGGGCUCAAAACAGUUGAAUGAAAGGAUUGAUGCUCAGUUAACAGAAGUAAGAAGUUGUUUGAAGACAUAUGAAGAAAUUGGACACAAAUUACAGAACUUCGUUAGAUGUGACCCCGAUCUCUACGUGGAUCUGAUCGUAAAGCAAGGACCUGCAAAAGAGAGGCUCAUCUUUACAGUGACAGAUAACAAAAUGCUGAAGAUCACUCACAACGGCUCCAUAAUAGAGUGCGCAAAGGAGUCCAGGAACGAUUGGUGUCGAGCUUUGACAGACGGUUGUCUCCAGAAGGGCAGACACUACUGGGAAGUGAAGAUCUCUGAGCUGUUAUCAUAUAACUUUGGUUGUUCCUGUUGUGUUGGUGUUGUAAUGGAGAGUUGUGGUCGGAGUAAGAGUGACCCGGGCAGUGGCCACUGGUGUGUUAAGAUACAGCAGAUAAAUGGCUGGCUCAACUUUUUUAGCACUGCCCAUGGUCAGGUCAGCUCAGCCUAUGAAAAAUACAAACGUCUGACGGGACCUCAACACUUCGGUCUGUUUCUGAACUGUGAUAAUCGGUCACUAUCUGUGCUGGACCGUUCUAACAACCAGGUGAUGUUCACAGUCCAGAGUUUAGAUCUUUCGGAACCACUUAUUCCUUUUGUUCAGUUUAAAGGUGUAAAAUCGACGUCUGCUCGUCUUGUAACCGUUGACUCUGUGACUCAACCUAAAGUACUCAAUGACAUGUUCAUCACGAUCUAG
This is a messenger RNA of Liolophura sinensis, 1707 nucleotides long. RefSeq names its product E3 ubiquitin-protein ligase TRIM41-like. Bases 1 to 1707 code for a protein of 568 amino acids. NCBI's taxonomy places the organism in Eukaryota, Metazoa, Mollusca, Polyplacophora, Chitonida, Chitonidae. The transcript has 6 exons. Gene Ontology annotation, molecular function: zinc ion binding; protein binding. The record is from RefSeq and is a predicted model, not a curated record.